Messenger RNA from Fusarium mangiferae, 816 nucleotides. RefSeq lists its product as uncharacterized. The transcript has 2 exons. Lineage: Eukaryota; Fungi; Ascomycota; Sordariomycetes; Hypocreales; Nectriaceae. Bases 1 to 816 code for a protein of 271 amino acids. The record is from RefSeq and is a predicted model, not a curated record.
AUGGAGAAGUUUAUUUAUCCAUUGAACCCACCUAAUCGGUUUCGCGACAAUGGCAAACAGAUGCAGGUUCUGUGUCUCGGCCUCUCACGAAGCGGCACAGAUUCACUACGCUCUGCCCUGAGGAUCCUCGGAUAUAGUGACGUAUACCAUGGGUUCGUCAUUACGUCACACCAGCGCGAAGACUGCGCAUUCUGGGUUCCCCUAAUGCGUCGGAAGCUCAGAAAUCCCAAUUUCAGAGAGUCAAUCGACUUUGACUCUGUUCUUGGAAACUGUGAAGCGGUCACCGAUGGGCCCGCUAAUGUCUUCGGCCAUGAGCUUUUAACCUACUACCCCAAUGCCAAGGUCAUUAUCAACCGACGCCGACAUGUAGAUGACUGGUAUAGCAGUAUGAAGAAGACGUGUCUCGAGGUGUUUAGCUGGCCUAUGUGGGUGCUUAGCUGGUUUGAUACGAGUAUCUGCUGGCUCUGGUGGAAUUUUGAACUUGUGAUGAAAGAAUACUAUAAAGGCGACUUCGAAAAAUUCGGCAAAGAAACGUUUAAAAACCACUAUAAGGAUCUCGAAAGCAGAUUAACCAAGGACGAAAGGCCCUUCCUGGAUUGGACCGUCGAAGAUGGAUGGGAGCCCCUUUGCAAAUUUCUUGAGAGGCCCACUCCAGAUGUUCCAUUUCCGAAUGGUAAUAAAGGAAGCGGUCAGUUCCAGGAUAACAUGCAACAAGCCACGAGAGAUAUCGUAGCAAACGCGUUGCGGAAUAUGACACUUUGCUUCACACUGCUUUUGUCGACUACUCUUGCAUUUAUUCUUACAAGGAACCUGUAG